Limanda limanda (common dab) is the source of this 585-nucleotide messenger RNA. RefSeq names its product cerebellin 4 precursor (gene cbln4). The record is from RefSeq and is a predicted model, not a curated record. Lineage: Eukaryota; Metazoa; Chordata; Actinopteri; Pleuronectiformes; Pleuronectidae. Bases 4 to 585 code for a protein of 193 amino acids. The transcript is spliced from 3 exons. Gene Ontology annotation, molecular function: protein binding.
GCCAUGGUGGGCCCCCUGGUGCUGCUGCUGCUGCUGCUCGGCUGGGCCGGGAUCUCCGGAGCUCAGAACGACACGGAGCCCAUCGUGCUGGAGGGCAAGUGCCUGGUGGUGUGCGACUCCAACCCGGCCACGGACUGGAAGGCGUCGUCCUCCCCGCUCGGCAUCUCCGUGCGCGCCUCCAACUCCAAGGUGGCGUUCUCCGCAGUCCGGAGCAACAACCACGAGCCGUCGGAGAUGAGCAACAAAACCAGAAUCAUCUACUUCGACCAGAUUCUGGUGAAUAUAGGAAACUACUUCACAUUUGAGUCUGUGUUUUUGUCGCCGAGAAAAGGAAUCUACAGCUUUAACUUCCACGUCAUCAAAGUGUACCAGAGUCAAACCAUACAGGUGAACCUGAUGCUGAACGGGAAACCGGUGAUCUCGGCCUUCGCAGGCGACAAAGAUGUGACUCGUGAGGCCGCCACCAACGGAGUUCUGCUUUAUCUAGAAAAGGAGGACAAGGUCUAUCUAAAGCUGGAGAAGGGGAAUCUAGUUGGCGGUUGGCAGUACUCAACCUUUUCUGGCUUUCUCGUGUUCCCCCUGUAA